CAAGGAUCAGAGAUCUACGCAGGGUCUCAGGGUCGCAGGGUCGUCAUCUAAGCUCAGCUCUUCUGUUUCCCCGCUGUGUAGUUUUAAGCCUCCAUUUUCUUAAUGGAGCUCAGUGCUGCCCCCUUCUGGGAUUUAGCAAGACGACAAAGUGAAAGUCUGAGCUCGUGAGGUAGACAUCGGUGCUGACAGUAUCACAGAGUAGAACACUCAAGCAGGAAGACAGCCCCGGGGGCUCCAGGAGCACAUACGGCCCCCUCCAGUUGCUUUGAUGACCCUAACCCUCCACUCCUCUCUGCAGCAGGCUCUUCAUGCCAAACUUGGUGCCACCUAAGAUCCCCGAUGGAGAGAGAGUGGACUUUGAUGACAUCCACAGGAAGCGCAUGGAGAAGGACUUGAAUGAGCUGCAGACGCUGAUCGAGGCUCACUUUGAGAACCGGAAGAAGGAGGAGGAGGAGCUGAUCUCUCUCAAAGACAGGAUCGAAAAGCGGCGGGCAGAGCGGGCAGAGCAGCAGCGCAUCCGAAAUGAGCGGGAGAAGGAACGACAGAACCGCCUGGCUGAAGAGAGGGCCCGGCGUGAGGAGGAGGAGAACAGGAGGAAGGCUGAGGAUGAGGCCCGCAAGAAGAAAGCUCUGUCCAACAUGAUGCAUUUUGGAGGGUACAUCCAGAAGACAGAGCGCAAGAGUGGGAAGAGACAGACCGAGCGAGAGAAGAAGAAGAAGAUCCUGGCUGAGAGGAGGAAGGUGCUAGCCAUCGACCACCUGAAUGAAGACCAAUUGAGAGAGAAGGCCAAGGAGCUAUGGCAGAGCAUUCACAACCUGGAGGCUGAGAAGUUCGACCUGCAGGAGAAGUUCAAGCAGCAAAAAUACGAAAUCAAUGUUCUUCGAAACAGGAUCAAUGACAAUCAGAAAGUCUCCAAAACUCGUGGGAAGGCCAAAGUCACCGGACGCUGGAAAUAGAGACAGUACUGCUCUCACCAAAGCUCUACCCCUUGCCUGUGUCCCUGCCCUGAGCAUCUCAGCUCUGGGUCCUCCUGGACACCUGAUGCAGACUCCUGUCUGGAAAGUGGGAGCUGUGCUAGCUAGAAGCCAGUACUCUGCCUGACCCCUAUGUCCAAACCACUCCAGUAAUAAAAGACCAGCACACUGCA
Molecule: messenger RNA, 1147 nt
Organism: Cricetulus griseus (Chinese hamster)
Lineage: Eukaryota; Metazoa; Chordata; Mammalia; Rodentia; Cricetidae
Source: RefSeq, a predicted model, not a curated record